GAAGGCCAGGAUUCAGAUGGUUCUGAUAAGAAGCGGCGGUCAAGGUUUUCUGGACAACAUGUUCAGAAAUCUAACCACAAAAAAGUUAAAAGAAAGUUAAAAAGAGAGUUCUCUGAGGAAUUUGAUCAUCCUGAGAGAAUCUUCCAAUCUAAAUUUGGGAACAAAUGGUAUACUUGGUCUUCUGGGGAAGGUCAUUCUUUCAAGAAUCCAGAAUCUGGAUUUGAGUGGCGAGAAAAAUCAGGCUGGACAAAUCAAAGAACGAGAGGGUGGGAGGGUGCUAGUGAUGCCGAGUCUGAUGAGGAUGAUGAGCCAUAUUCUGUAGGAUCAUGUUCUGAUAGAGAAAUCCUUGGUUUGCCUCAAACAGGCCCCUUAAAGAUUGAAGAUGUUAAGAACGCCUUCCGCAUAUCAGCUUUGAAGUGGCAUCCUGAUAAGCAUCAAGGUCCUUUGCAGGAGAUGGGCAGAGAAAUUUAA
Hibiscus syriacus is the source of this 471-nucleotide messenger RNA. RefSeq lists its product as uncharacterized. The annotation marks the transcript as partial. The transcript is spliced from 4 exons. NCBI's taxonomy places the organism in Eukaryota, Viridiplantae, Streptophyta, Magnoliopsida, Malvales, Malvaceae. The record is from RefSeq and is a predicted model, not a curated record.